AUGGUAGGGAGAAGGAAGAUCAAGAAGAAGAGGCAGAAAUUCGACGAGACCUACGCAGAAAGUCUUCGUCGAGGGCUUCGAGUAUCUAUGGAAUCGCAAGCCUCGAACACAGUCCGCUGCCCUGCUUUGGCGCGCGAUGUAUUACUGGUGAAGCAUUUCGAAACGCCCAUUUGUCCUCAGCAUUUCGAGCCAUCGGACAACGUGUCGGCGCGUGGUGAUAUUUCCUGGGGGAGUAUCAAGGGUGGAUUUCUACUGCCACCGGAGAUCCGAGAUGCUAAGAUUAUUUGCGAAGGUGAUGAAUCGACUGCAAUUCCUGAGGAUGCGCAAACUUGGGACGAUGAGUUUGUAUGA
Molecule: messenger RNA, 351 nt
Organism: Penicillium waksmanii
Lineage: Eukaryota; Fungi; Ascomycota; Eurotiomycetes; Eurotiales; Aspergillaceae
Exons: 2
Coding region: 1-351 (116 amino acids)
Source: RefSeq, a predicted model, not a curated record